AUGCCAGCUAUCGAAGAUAUCGUAAAUUUGAAGAGUUCCAAUGAGGAAGAGAGUCUAUUAACCCAAACAGAUUUUGGGGAUAAUAUAGAUCCCUGUCAAGUGUUGACAGAAAAUGAAAUUUAUAGUAAACAAGGUGAUGAAUAUCUUCGAAAGUUUCACGAUGAAUGUGGUGACUUAAAAGUGAAUUCAGAAGAUGCAGAUGAUCAAUUGGAUAAUUUAGAAUUACAAUUGAAAACACAAAGAAUGACAGAACUUAUUGGUGACCAUAAUGGCAUGCUAACGGAUCGUAAUGAAGUUAUCCCACCUGAGAAUUUUAGUCAUGUAAUUGGUGAAAUAUAUAGGAGCAGUUUCCCACGGAUAGAGAAUUUCAGUUUUCUGCAGAAGAGAUUAAAAUUAAAGUCCAUAUUGGUACUGAUACCUGAAGAAUAUCCACAAGAGAACCUCGAAUUUCUGAAUAAAGCAAAUAUUAAACUUUUCCAGGUAGGCAUGAGUGGCAACAAAGAACCAUUUGUCAAUAUACCGUCUGAUUUAUUCACUAAAGCAUUAGAAAUUGUGAUUAAUCCAGAAAACCAACCAAUACUGAUACAUUGUAAUAGAGGUAAACAUAGAACUGGAUGUUUAAUUGGGUGUAUCAGAAAACUUCAGAACUGGUCAUUGACAAUGAUAUUUGAUGAAUACCGAAGGUUUUCAUUUCCAAAAGCUCGUGCAUUAGAUCAACAAUUCAUCGAAUUGUAUGAUGAUAAAUAUAUAAAAGAAGUUGCCACUAAGAAUUCAUGGUUACCUUUAAAAUGGUAA
Messenger RNA from Tetrapisispora phaffii CBS 4417, 795 nucleotides. RefSeq names its product putative tyrosine protein phosphatase SIW14 (gene SIW14). Gene Ontology annotation, molecular function: phosphatase activity; inositol diphosphate tetrakisphosphate diphosphatase activity. The transcript has a single exon. NCBI's taxonomy places the organism in Eukaryota, Fungi, Ascomycota, Saccharomycetes, Saccharomycetales, Saccharomycetaceae. Gene Ontology annotation, biological process: protein dephosphorylation. The record is from RefSeq and is a predicted model, not a curated record. Bases 1 to 795 code for a protein of 264 amino acids. Gene Ontology annotation, cellular component: cytoplasm.